Ilex paraguariensis (yerba mate) is the source of this 1677-nucleotide messenger RNA. The record is from the annotation of a GenBank genome assembly. NCBI's taxonomy places the organism in Eukaryota, Viridiplantae, Streptophyta, Magnoliopsida, Aquifoliales, Aquifoliaceae.
CAACUACAAAACAUUGAGAUGGAGUUCUUCGAUGUCUCUAUCCUUUGCUUCUUUGUUCUCCUAUUCUUCCUCUCCCUCCACUUCCUCUUCUAUAAUAACAAAUCCGGUGGAAGAAAGCUGCCACCCGGAAAUACUGGGUGGCCGUUCAUCGGUGAAAGCUUUGAGUUUCUCUCCACCGGAUGGAAAGGCCAUCCGGAGAAAUUCAUCUUCGACCGGAUGACCAAAUACUCACCUACCGUCUUUAAAACCUCAAUUCUCGGUGAACAAGCUGCCGUCUUCUGCGGCGCUGCCGGAAACAAGUUCUUAUUCUCCAACGAGAACAAGCUGGUUCAGGCAUGGUGGCCAAACUCCGUCAACAAAGUAUUCCCUUCUUCAACACAAACUUCCUCCAAAGAAGAAGCCAUUAAAAUGAGAAAAUUGCUACCCAACUUCUUGAAACCAGAAGCCCUUCAACAAUACAUCGGAAUCAUGGACCACAUCGCCCGCCGUCACUUUGCCGCCUGCUGGGAAAACAAAGACGAAGUCGUCGUUUUCCCUCUAGCCAAACGCUACACUUUCUGGCUUGCCGCUCGUUUGUUCAUCAGUGUUGAAGACCCAAACCAUGUUGCUAAAUUUGCGGACCCAUUCAACUUUUUGGUCUCAGGGAUUAUGUCUAUUCCGAUCGACUUGCCCGGAACGCCAUUUAAUCGCGCCAUUAAAGCUUCAAACUUCAUCAGAAAAGAGCUCUUCGCCAUUAUCAAGCAGAGAAAGAUUGAUCUGAGAGAGGGAAAAGCUUCCCCGACACAAGAUAUUCUCUCUCAUAUGCUUUUGACAAGCAAUGAAGCUGGGAAGUUCAUGAAUGAAUUGGACAUAGCUGAUAAGAUUUUGGGUUUGUUGAUUGGUGGCCAUGACACUGCGAGCUCUGCAUGCACUUUCGUCGUCAAGUACUUGGCUGAGCUGCCUGAGAUCUAUGAAGGUGUCUAUAAGGAGCAAAUGGAAAUUGCGAACUCAAAACGUCCCGGUGAACAGUUGAAUUGGGACGACAUUCAAAAGAUGAAGUAUUCAUGGAACGUAGUAUGUGAAGUGUUGAGACUUGCACCACCUGUGCAGGGAACUUUCAGAGAGGCCCUUACUGAUUUCAUGUAUAAUGGUUUUUCAAUUCCAAAAGGGUGGAAGAUAUAUUGGAGCACAAACUCGACACAUAGAAAUCCUCAAGUUUUCCCAGAUCCCAUGAAAUUCGAUCCCUCGAGAUUCAGUGGAACUGGACCUGCCCCUUACACAUUUGUGCCUUUUGGUGGUGGACCUAGAAUGUGUCCCGGAAAAGAGUAUGCAAGAUUAGAGAUACUUGUUUUCGUACACCACAUUGUGAAAAGGUUCAAGUGGGAGAAAAUAAUUCCCGAUGAGAAGAUUGUUGCUGAUCCCAUGCCUGCCCCAACAAAGGGACUUCCAGUUCGUCUCUAUCCUCACAAAGCUUAAAUUAAACUUUGAGGUCUAAGUCUCCUUCAUGCUUGAUUAAUCAAGUUGUAGCUAUACACAAGCAGACUAGUGCCUUAUUUACAAGCGUAACUCCUACCAGCUACAUCUUGAAAGACAUGAUUAUAAUGAAGGAUGGAGUUAUGAUUAAUUUCUCAAGUUGGAGGACAAAUGAAAAGCUGACAAAAGAUAUAUAUAGUGGGACUAGAAAUUACGUGUUUAAGC